Messenger RNA from Penicillium longicatenatum, 639 nucleotides. Its product is annotated as NADPH oxidase family protein. Lineage: Eukaryota; Fungi; Ascomycota; Eurotiomycetes; Eurotiales; Aspergillaceae. The record is from RefSeq and is a predicted model, not a curated record. Gene Ontology annotation, cellular component: plasma membrane. Gene Ontology annotation, biological process: intracellular iron ion homeostasis; iron ion transport; copper ion import. The coding region runs from base 1 to 639 and encodes 212 amino acids. Gene Ontology annotation, molecular function: ferric-chelate reductase activity. The transcript has 3 exons.
AUGACAUCUUGGACUCAGACACACCCCUUUAUGGUGACGUCUUGGUCUCCAGAUAAGCAAGACGUUCUUGAGCUAUUCAUCCAGUCCCGGCGAGGCAUUACGGAAACUAUGCGUGCUCGUGCAGCCUGGGAGGGUUUUGCCUCACUGACUGCAUUUGUCAGUGGACCAUAUGGCAUCAGCCACGCCAUUGAUCGGUUUGAAUGUGUGGUAGUGGUCGCGACCGAUUUUGGUAUAGCCGGGGUGAUAUCCUACAUGAAAGCCAUUCUUUAUGGAUAUAACACAUCUACGUCACAUGUUCGCCGAGUGCAUUUCGUUUGGCAAGUUCAAACGUUAGACAUUGCAGUGGCAGCCCAGCCACUUCUUAAUGGUUUGUUAAGUGAUGACGUGUUGGACGAUGGUUACAUCCUUGAGAUGUCUUUCUAUGUCGUAUCGAAUCAGAUGAUAGAACAUGGAAAGCCGUUCGGACAGCACCAAAGAGCAAGAGUCUUUAAUGGCAGCCCACCAUAUGAGAAAAUAAUUUCAGAGGAGGUAUCCGGCCAACAUAUAAAAAGGCUGGCAAUUACGCAUAAUGAACGCGGUGAAAUCCUAGUGAUGAGUAAGUCUCUUGCCCCAAACGCUGAGCAGAAACUUACUCUUUAG